Messenger RNA from Caenorhabditis sp. 36 PRJEB53466, 670 nucleotides. Lineage: Eukaryota; Metazoa; Nematoda; Chromadorea; Rhabditida; Rhabditidae. The record is from the annotation of a GenBank genome assembly.
AUGGACUACUGUCUGCUCGUCUUCUCCUCCGUCGUUUCCGUUCUCUUUCUCAUCUCCAUCAUCCGUUAUUUCCGUCCUUCGCAGCCGGCGAGAACGAAAGCGACGGAACGGAGAAGAAGCUUCGGAACGCAGAAUCGGUACGAAUCGGUCAAUUCCUUCUCAUCUGUGCUCAGUUUCAGAUCUUCCGACUCUCCGAAAUCCGCGCGUAAAGUGGUUGAGAUGCACGACGUUCAGGAGCUGAAGCACUUGUCGAUGACCGAAUUGGAGCAGUUCAACGUUCAGUUCUGCAAGUUUACCGACAGAUAUUGGAGGGAGAUAUUCAGAAGACAGUACGCUUCGGAUUACUGUACCUGUGAACCAGACCUUUUCCAGAAAUGAUUCCCAUCACCCCGAUCAAAUCAACGUUUCCCGUUUGCAAACCUCGAAUAUCAUCACUGCUCUCGACGAGAACUUGCCGCCUGGAGCAUUGAGAGAAAUCACUGUUAUCGGUCAGUUUCGACUGGAUAUCCGUCGCGUACUCAUUUCCAUUCCAGGUCUCGUUCCGAAACCAUUUUCCUCGCGAAAAUGCGAAGUGAUGCGUUACUUGCGGGAUCGUCUCACCAAUUCUCCGGAUGUCGAGCUCACGUUCAAAGGCGAUCACCUUCGAAUUACAGCUGCUGGCAGGUCAUGA